This is a messenger RNA of Zalophus californianus (California sea lion), 2213 nucleotides long. It is a transcript of the gene HEY2, whose product is annotated as hes related family bHLH transcription factor with YRPW motif 2. The transcript has 5 exons. NCBI's taxonomy places the organism in Eukaryota, Metazoa, Chordata, Mammalia, Carnivora, Otariidae. Gene Ontology annotation, molecular function: RNA polymerase II cis-regulatory region sequence-specific DNA binding; protein dimerization activity; DNA-binding transcription factor activity, RNA polymerase II-specific. The coding region runs from base 495 to 1370 and encodes 291 amino acids. Gene Ontology annotation, biological process: regulation of neurogenesis; Notch signaling pathway; circulatory system development. Gene Ontology annotation, cellular component: nucleus. The record is from RefSeq and is a predicted model, not a curated record.
GCCGGGAGCCCUAGGCGUCGGAGAGCUUUGUGCGCGAGCGGCUCUUUGGAAGUCCCGAGGCUCCUCUCCGCGACGUCCUAACGGAGUGGGGAAAGUUUUGCCCCGGGAAACUGAGCGGUGGGCGCUCACGGAGCGUGCGUUGGGGUGGGGCGGGGGAUGUAGGUUUUCACACCAGGGGUGGGGCGGAGACGAAGGGGGACGCGACUGAACCACAGCGCAGGAGUUGGCGAGGGAGGGUCCCCGGCUGUCAGCGUUGGGCGCGCGGACAGGCAGGCGCUGGCGACGGGCGACGCCCCCGCCACUGAAACUGCGGGAGCACUUCCAGGAUAGGCCAGGCGAAGAGAGAAACAGAUUGAUAUACAAUUUUUUAUUUUUCAAGAGACUAAAAAGAUGAUCUGCCUUUUGGAGAAAUCAAAGCAAUUUGCAAUUUUAAGGCUAAGCAAAGUACUAGCUCUGUGAUUAGAUCAAAUUCCCCAACAACAACAUCUCAGAUUAUGGCAAGAAAGAAAAGGAGAGGGAUAAUAGAGAAAAGGCGUCGAGAUCGGAUAAAUAACAGUUUAUCUGAGUUGAGACGACUGGUGCCAACUGCUUUUGAAAAACAAGGAUCUGCAAAGUUAGAGAAAGCCGAAAUACUGCAAAUGACAGUAGAUCAUCUGAAGAUGCUUCAGGCAACUGGGGGUAAAGGCUACUUUGACGCACACGCUCUGGCCAUGGACUUCAUGAGCAUUGGCUUCCGGGAGUGCCUAACGGAAGUGGCCCGGUACCUGAGCUCCGUGGAGGGCCUGGACUCCUCCGACCCCCUGCGGGUGCGACUGGUCUCUCAUCUCAGCACAUGUGCCUCGCAGCGGGAGGCGGCGGCCAUGACGUCCUCUCUGGCCCACCACCACCACCCCCUGCACCCGCACCACUGGGCGGCAGCCUUCCACCACCUCCCCGCGGCCCUGCUCCAGCCCAACGGACUCCACACGUCCGAGUCCACGCCUUGUCGCCUCUCCACCGCUUCGGAAGUGCCUCCUGCCCAUGGCUCCGCCCUCCUCACGGCCACGUUCGCCCACGCCGACUCCGCCCUUCGGAUGCCGGCCACGGGCAGCGCAGCCCCCUGCGUGCCGCCUCUCUCCACCUCUCUCUUGUCCCUCUCCGCCACUGUCCACGCGGCCGCGGCCGCAGCCACUGCAGCGGCGCACAGCUUCCCUCUGUCCUUCGCGGGGGCCUUCCCCAUGCUCCCCCCUAACGCAGCUGCAGCCGUGGCAGCCGCCACAGCCAUCAGCCCGCCCUUAACCGUGUCGGCCACGUCCAGCCCGCAGCAGACAAGCGGUGGAACAAACAGUAAACCUUACCGACCCUGGGGGACAGAAGUGGGAGCUUUUUAAGUUUUCACUGAAUUUUUUGCAGUGGUAACCGAAUGUCCUUCGUUUCUGAGUCAGCUUAAAACCUCUGCACCCUGAAAGUAGCCAUACAGAUGUCUACAGAUCCACAAAGGAAUAAAGCUAUUUGAGACACAAACCUCACAAGUGGAAAUGUGGUAUUAUCUUUUUUCUCUUGGUUUGUUUAGGGCAGCUUGGUAACUGACAGCAGCAGCUUUGGAAAACUUCACACUUGUAUGCAUUUAGAAGUUUCCUGGAAGAUAUAUGGACUGUAUCAUCCAGCAGUGCAUCAGUAUGUCUGUAUUGGGGAAGGGGGGAAAAAAAGUCCUGACUGGAUUCUCUUCAAACUAGAUGGAAAAAAAUAUUCGUGUUUCAUAAGUGCCUGAGCUAGUAAAGUUUUCUUCUGAAUAUAUAACAUUGCACAAGUAAAGAAGAGCGUAGAGGUUAGGUUAAGAAAGGAAAGGGACAGAAGUCUUACAUUAGGCUGCAGACAUUUUAAUACAGUGCCAGAGAAGAGUACUCUGUUGAAACCAACAGGUUUUUACUGGCCAAAAGGAUUGCUGAAAAUAAUUUUCAAGUUGAAAGACCUAGUUUUAUCUUAGUUUGCUUUCUUUGUACAGACUUGCCUGCCAAGUGGUGACAUUUAGCAAUGCAUUGGUAUAAGCAAUUAUUCCAUCAGUGCUCAGAUUAACAACCAUUUCUGCCCUGCCUGCAAGCCCCCAGGCACUUUUUUCAUGGCUCAAAAUACGGUGCUUCUUUAUGUAAACCAUUUAUAUAGAGAGUGCACCUAAAAGCAGUUGCCUACCAUGUGCCCAACAGAAGCUAUUUGAUUCGUGCCAACUUGAAAAU